Messenger RNA from Stegastes partitus (bicolor damselfish), 3234 nucleotides. RefSeq names its product phosphatidylinositol-binding clathrin assembly protein. Gene Ontology annotation, molecular function: phosphatidylinositol-4,5-bisphosphate binding; clathrin heavy chain binding; 1-phosphatidylinositol binding. The transcript has 18 exons. Lineage: Eukaryota; Metazoa; Chordata; Actinopteri; Pomacentridae. Gene Ontology annotation, cellular component: extrinsic component of presynaptic endocytic zone membrane; synaptic vesicle; clathrin-coated pit. The record is from RefSeq and is a predicted model, not a curated record. Gene Ontology annotation, biological process: synaptic vesicle budding from presynaptic endocytic zone membrane; clathrin-dependent endocytosis; clathrin coat assembly. The annotation marks the transcript as partial.
GGACCAGAUUUGAUCCACUGCACCAAUGAGAUGAACGUGAACAUUCCCCAGCUGGCGGACACGCUGUUUGAGCGCACAGCCAACUCCAGCUGGGUGGUGGUCUUCAAAGCCCUUAUCACCACCCACCACCUCAUGAUGUACGGCAACGAGCGUUUCAUCCAGUACCUGGCCUCCAGAAACACUCUGUUUAACCUGAACAACUUCCUGGAUAAGGGAGCCCUGCAAGGUUACGACAUGUCAACCUUCAUCAGACGAUACAGUCGCUACCUGAACGAGAAGGCCAUGUCCUACAGACUGGUGGCUGUGGAUUUCACCAAGAUGAAGAGGGGUAUUGACGGCGUGAUGCGCACCAUGAACACAGAGAAGCUGAUCAAGACGCUGCCCAUCAUUCAGAACCAGCUGGACGCUCUGCUGGAUUUCCAGGCCAACCCUAAUGAGCUGACCAACGGCGUGAUCAACUCAGCCUUCAUGCUGCUCUUCAAAGACUCCAUAAGGCUGUUUGCUGCUUACAAUGAAGGGGUCAUCAACCUACUGGAGAAAUACUUCGACAUGAAGAAGAACCAGUGUAAAGAUGCUCUGGACAUCUACAAGAAAUUUCUUUACAGGAUGACGAAACUGUCAGAGUUCCUGAAAGUGGCAGAGCAAGUUGGAAUAGAUCAGGGUGACAUCCCAGAUCUCUCACAGGCCCCCAGCAGCCUCCUGGAGGCCUUGGAGCAGCACCUGGCCUCUCUGGAGGGCAAGAAGACCAAGGAAUUGAAUGCAGACACCAGAGCAUCAACCCUGUCGAGCGCCGUCUCAUCUCUCUCCUCCACCGGCAUGUCCUUCAGCCGCAUGGAUGAGAAGGAGAAGCAGCAAGCCUUGGAGGAGGAGCAGGCCCGAUUGCAGGCUCUUAAGGACCAGCGCCUGAAGGAGAUCAGCAUGCAGACUCCACCCUCUGCCUCCCCCAGCAGUCAGUCGAUAGGCAGCGCCAACAACAACCACAUCACACAAACCCCGGAGUUGUUCAGCUCCACGCUGUCUGCCAACAGUGUGCCCAAUCUGAACAGUGACCUGUUUGAUCUUCAGCCGGCCUUCAUCCCUGCUGUGCAGAGCACUCCUUCCAUCUCCACCGUCAACAGUGCCUGGGGAGGACUGGAGAGCCAGCCUCUGCAGCAGACCGCCUCAGCCAUGACUGUAGAUUUCGAUGCUGUGUUUGGGAAUAAGGCCACACCCAGUAACAACGGCCCACAACCUGCAGCCGGUUUUGAUGCUCUCGGAGACCUGUUAAAGCCGACAGUUCCCACGCACACCGCGCCUCCUCCUCCUCCUCAAAUGGCCAUCCAUCCUGGAGGAAAGCUGCUAGCCAACGACCUCGACUCCUCUCUGGCUAACCUCGUGGGCAAUCUGCAGUUUGGUGGGACCCCAGCCAAGAAGCCAGAGAUGCAGUGGAGCCAACCGGGAGAGAAGAAGCUGACAGGCGGCCAGAACUGGCAAAAUAAGACCAUGUCGACUACACAGUGGAACCCUGCGCCCAUGGCGCCACAGCCCAUGCCUGUACCACAUGUGGCUCCAGCUCCCAUGGCUUUCCCAAUGACCACACCGCAAGUGCCUGUGUAUGGAAUGGUACCUCCCCAGAUGGGUCAGAUGGGUGGGGUACCUGUGAUGGCUCCUCAGCCAAUGAUGUACAACCAGCCUGUUCUCAGACCCACUAACCCCUUCGCACCCAUGCCCGGAGCCCAGAUGCAAUUUAUGUAAUCCAGUCAGGGGGGAAGCAGAGUGCCAAAAGCGACAAACAAACUAACAGCAGAAGAAAACACACAAGAGGACGAUCAGAUGGACGGAGGAGUGAUUUGAUGGAGCUAAAACGACUUAAGAGGCAGACAGACGACAAGAUAACCGACCGACACCAAAACUCAAGUUGGACAGAGGAGGAGAAGAUGAGGAAACGGAGGGAUGGAGGGAUGGAGGGAGGGAGGCGGUGGGGGAGAUGUCAUCGCGGCCGGUCGUUGUCUGAAACAACUCCUUGCAUGUGUGUGUGUGCGCGAGCGUAGCUUCUCUCUGUUCAUUUGUGUUUUAAAAUCUUACCGAUGGAGUGACGCUUCAGGAGAGGGACUACGGAUGAGAGAGAAAGAUGGGGGAGAAGGGAGGAGAGGAGAGGGGAUUGAGGAAAUCCUACCUCUGGUUUUCAGUCAGGAUGUACAUAUCUGACUGCUCUGAGAGUCUCUGCUGCAGAAUUAGCUUUAUUUCAUACUGGUGCUAUUCUGUCCUCUCUGGGUUACUGUCCGCCUGCAACGGCAACUUGGGAGCACUUACGAGAGGACAAGUGUGUGUUCAUUGUGUGCGUGCAGACAAACGUUUGUGUGCGCUCAGCAGUUGUUUCAGACAACACCCGCACGGCCGACCUCCCGUCCAUCCCGCCCUCGAUCGCUGUCUGUGUCCACAACUGUCCAUUCGGCGAGACGUUUAGAGGCAAAUCUACUCAAGUGUGUUUCCUGUAAUUUUCCGCUCUGUUGGGAUACCUUUGUAUUUUUCAGUCUGUUUCCUUCGCCAACCUUUCCUGAAUGUUAUCGGGGCUUGUACAGCAAUUUAUUGAAGCAUUUGUUAAUAGUAGUCGAGCAUUUGUUGUUAUGGGUUUUAAGCUGAAGACUUGGUUACUCAUACUGCAUUUCCUUUCCCCCUCCUGAAGCGACAGAUGCACACAGAGAGACAGCAGCAGCAGCAGCAGCACGGCCCAGAAAGAACAAGUCCUUCAGAAAGAUUUGUCUUAAGGCCUCGUCACACCAACACGAUGCAGCAAAAUGAAUCCAGAAAUAUUUGGUGCUCGAUACUUGGUGAGCUAGCACUCUAGCUAGCCAGAAACAUGCUGGUGUUGUUCUCCUAUUUCCUGUAUUUGUUUGUUUACCUUCCCCAGGCAAUUUGUUAUGGGGAUUGUACUUCAAUUAAUUCAAUUAAUAGUCAUUAAAGAGAGUGAAAGGAGCUCUUUAUCCCUCUGAACCCCAAAAGUCACCAAAAGGUUUGAAAGGCAUGCAUUCAAAAAGCCAAAUUGUACCUGUUCAUUAGAGCUAGAAACUGUAACAACAAAAACAAUCCUUGAGUUUUCAGACAGUCCUUGAACUAUUCACCUGUGACGUGCCGUACCAUCGUAACCAAACCUAAGCAAGAAAUUGUGAUUUUAAAGCGAAAUCACUUUAUCUUUGUCUCAUUUAUUAAUUGGACAAAAUAAACCGUCUGCUCGAACCAGAUUCUGCAAAAGUU